Molecule: messenger RNA, 1081 nt
Organism: Papilio polytes (common Mormon)
Lineage: Eukaryota; Metazoa; Arthropoda; Insecta; Lepidoptera; Papilionidae
Gene: Eaf6
Product: chromatin modification-related protein MEAF6
Exons: 4
Coding region: 166-966 (266 amino acids)
Cellular component (GO): NuA4 histone acetyltransferase complex
Source: RefSeq, a predicted model, not a curated record
AGAGGCAAUGUCAAGUGUGUCAAACGAGUUUAAGAUUGUUACUGAAGUUUUUAGAUUUAUUGAGCAAUAAUUAGGAAAUAGUUAUACAAUUUUGCAGAAUUUUAUAUUAAAAAUUUAUAAGUAUGGUUAUGGUAUUAUAGAAAUAGUAAAAGAACAUCCACGAAAAUGGUUGUUUCACCGCAAAGCCCUGCUGGCGAAGCUCCAAAUGUGCAAGGUUCUAAAACCAAUAUGGCCUCCAAACAAACUUCUGUUGCCGAUACAAGAGUUGAAUUAGCAGAAUUAGUUAAAAGAAAAGCCGAAGUAGCCGAAACUUUGGCUAGUUUGGAGCGACAAAUAUACGCUUUUGAAGGCUCAUAUUUAGAAGAUACUCAACUGUAUGGUAAUAUAAUUCGUGGAUGGGAUCGCUACCUCACAACUAACAAGAGUACAAAUUCCAAAGCAGAUAAACGUAACAGAAAGUUUAAGGAAGCUGAGCGGUUGUUUUCUAAAUCUUCUAUAACGUCAAUGGCUGCAGUCAGUGGACUUGUCGAUCCAGCAGAAACAAAAAAUGAACGGAAUAGCGAAACUGAAUCCCAGACAAAUGAAGAUUCAUCGGAUACACAACUGAGCGGACUGAACUUAGGUAAUCUAAAUCACACAACAAUUCACGGCUCUACAGAGAGUAUUGCAUCCAAGCCAUCUGGGAAACAGCACACUAAUGGAGUUAUCGAAAAAGCAAUGAGUCAAACAAAACAAAGUGCAACCCAAAAGAUGGCAUCUGGUAUGUUACAAAAAUCAUUUAACAGUGAUACUAAAAUGCUCUCUGCAGUUGGCUUAGACAGUAGACCCGGAACUCCAAAAGAUAAAGAUUCUGCUCUUAGUAUUGCAAAGGGAGAUACAGCACUGAACUCAUUGAAGCAUAAACUCACUAAUAGCAAUAGUAAUAGUGUAAAGAAAAAUAACAAUAAAAAAGCUAGACAUAGAUAAUUAACUGGACUUAAGUCAUUCGGUGCCACCAAGUCGUCAAUUUUUGAUGAUAGCAAAGUUUCAAAUAAAUUUUAGUGGCAUAAAACAUUAGGCAAACAAUUUAAAAACAACAAAA